This is a messenger RNA of Saccostrea echinata, 1460 nucleotides long. RefSeq lists its product as uncharacterized. NCBI's taxonomy places the organism in Eukaryota, Metazoa, Mollusca, Bivalvia, Ostreida, Ostreidae. The transcript is spliced from 7 exons. Bases 123 to 1460 code for a protein of 445 amino acids. The record is from RefSeq and is a predicted model, not a curated record.
CGGCAGAAUGGCAGCAUUGCGGGAAAAAAAAGAAAGAACGCCGAACGGCAGGUGCUGAGUGCAUAUGAUAUGCAGCUGCUCAAAACACGUGUCAUAAAGUUUCAGCACCAAGAUUAAAAACAAUGGAAUUUAAGGUAACUGAGCCAUUAAAAGAGAGAAAUAAGACAAGGAAAGCAAACAAACAUGAAGAGGAUGAAGCUUCAAACUCGGACUCAGACAGUGAUACACCAAGCUGCAGUAAGGCAAAGAAACUCCCACCAUCAUCUCAUUCGUAUGAUACUACUUCCAGUAAUGAUGAAGAAAAUACAGAUUCUUGUGAAAGUAAUGAAGAUGGAAACUAUUCAGCAAGUAAAUGUACAUUUGCUGAUCUGCAGCUCUUAAAUAUCUUUUAUGAGAAAACUCCAGAAUCCAUGGAAAACUUUAUGAGAGAAGUGAAAAAUGCUUUUAUGGAAAGGAAAGGUUUUUGUCCCAAUUGCAGCAUGAUGAACAAUGUUUUGAAGGAACAUCUUAAAAAUUUGACAUUUUCAUAUGAUUUGACAAAUCUUAGAGACCUCCGUGUGUAUGGUAACCCUGGCGUAGUAGCAGAUAGAGUUACAAAGGAGAUAGAGAAAUAUUUGCAAUGGACAUGGAAAAAAUCACAAGAAAUGCUACAAAAGAACCAAUUUUAUCAAACGUUGGAUACAUCUAUGCAGGAAAAAGCUCAGGAACUGAUAUUUUCAUUAAGUUUUCCAGUAAAAACAUUUGCAGGGGAGACUAUUCAACUUGUCAAAAAAAUACUUUUUGGAAAGCUAGAAGAAAAGUGGAGGUCUUCAGAUGAAAUGGAGAGAGGGAAAGGAAGAAAGAGAAGUGAAAGAGCUAGAGUACGGUGCAGAAGGUCACAUGGUCAACAUGCAGAUUCAAAGAUUUCAUAUAAAGCAACCACUGAAAAUUUUUUCCAGCAAUACUGUGAGAAAUUUGCAGGGCUGUUCUUUUUAGUAAAAGGUGAAGUACUUGAGGGAUCCUUUUCUUUUAAGAAUCAGAUGUUGAAGAGCACACCCGAUGUGGUCUAUCAGUACCUCUCUGAUAGUGGCUAUCCUCAAGAUCAACUCUUGUUUGUUACAGAGGCAAACAGUGCUGUAGCUUCUGAAGAAGGUACAACAUAUAUGGAACAGGUGGUUGGACAGAAUGUUAUGGGACAAGUUGGAGCGGAGCUUCUUGGCCAGUCACCACACUCAGUAUUUUAUCCAUUUAGUCUUGGAGUUGUUUGUAUGGAAACAAAAUUAAUUUUUGUUUUGCUGAAAAUAGCAGAGGAGCAUUCAGUUAGCAUCCAAAAAGGAGAGAGUGGAUCAGCAGAGAAUCCUGGGAAGAUUAUUUACACGGAGCCAUUUGACAUGCUAAAACAAGAGGACAGGCUGAAAAUGGCCGAGUUCCUCUACUGGUUAGGAUUUGUUCAAGAUCUCAAAAAAUAUGACUUUCUCUAA